Dendroctonus ponderosae (mountain pine beetle) is the source of this 1073-nucleotide messenger RNA. Its product is annotated as cathepsin B. Gene Ontology annotation, biological process: regulation of catalytic activity. Bases 35 to 1021 code for a protein of 328 amino acids. The record is from RefSeq and is a predicted model, not a curated record. Gene Ontology annotation, molecular function: cysteine-type endopeptidase activity. Gene Ontology annotation, cellular component: lysosome. The transcript has 4 exons. Lineage: Eukaryota; Metazoa; Arthropoda; Insecta; Coleoptera; Curculionidae.
CCGAUGGAUAUUCAAGCAUCCACUAUUCGUCAAAAUGAAGUCGGUUUUGAUGCUAGUUUUCGCUUUGGGCCUGAGCUCAGCUCUUCCCAGCAACAAACCUCAUCCCCUAUCCGAUGAGUACAUUGCGCAAAUCAACAGCAAACAGUCCACAUGGAAAGCGGGAAGAAACUUUGCAAUUGACGAGUACGAGCUGUUUAAAUCGCUGGCUUCUGGUGUGAAAAAACCACAAGGUCUGAAAACAGCUCAGAAACUAGUUCGCGAGAUUACCGAAGAAAUUCCUGAGUCCUUUGACUCGCGCACAGCUUGGCCCGAAUGUACACAGAUCAUUGGAAUGAUUAGAGAUCAGUCCCGAUGUGGAUCUUGCUGGGCAUUUGCGGCCGUAGAAGCGAUGUCUGACCGAAUUUGCAUCCACUCAAACGCUACCAAGAAGCUGUUGGUUUCCUCGCAAGACUUGCUUACGUGUGGAACAGCAGGCGGUUGCAAUGGAGGAUGGCCCGCAGUCGCCUGGAGCGACUGGACUAACGGAAUUGUUACUGGUGGACUUUAUGGAGCUCUUGAACAGGGAUGCAAAUCGUACUUUUUGGAAGGUUGUGACGACCAUCCCAACAAAUGCAGAGACUAUGUGAGCACUCCCGCUUGCGUUGAGCAGUGCGACGAGCCGUCGCUGUACUACAAGGCCCAAGAAACUUACGGUCAAACACCAUACGAGAUUCAAGGAGAGGAACAGAUCCAAUACGAAAUUAUGACCAACGGACCCGUGGAAGCCACCAUGGACGUUUAUGUGGACUUUGCCCAAUACCAAAGUGGAAUCUAUCAACUUACCACUGAUGAGUACGAAGGCGGUCACGCGGUCAAGAUCCUUGGAUGGGGAGUUGAGGACGGUGUCAAGUACUGGCUGGUAGCGAACUCUUGGAACGAACGCUGGGGAGAAAAUGGAUUGUUCAGAAUCAUCAGGGGACGAGACGAAGUCGGCAUUGAAAGCACAAUAGACGCUGCAUUACCUGACUUUACUAGAUUUUAGAUCGAUGUUUCGUUAUAGGUAAAUUAUUCAUUAUUAAACACAUUUUCAUACA